AUGCGGAAAAUUUACCUAAUUGCUUCAGUGCUAGCGACAUUUUCACAUGGCUUUCAGAUCGUACCGUCACGGAGUCUUCAUUCGCCGCUUUCGUAUCGAAGAACAGAACGCCACUUUUUCAACUUCGGCCAAAAGCCGCAACCAAAGCAAGCCGAGCCGGAGCCGUCAAAAAUUACUACUCCGGAGGAGGAGCCCGACGCCGUUGAAAAACUCUUUACCUUCUUUUUCGGGAAACCCGAAGAGGAACCCUUCGGUUUGAAGCGGUUCGGUAGGGAACGGUUUCCAGAGCAGUACCCGGCUACGGUGGACGACUUUGACGUGGCGUCGGUCGAAGCGGACGAUAAGGAAAUGGCCGCACUACGCCCUUUGUUGAAAAACACCAAUUUAGAGGAACGCGCUGUCUAUUUGACAUACAGCGCAAACAAUAAUGGAUGGAGUGCGGAAGCAUUCCACAACGCAGUGGAUCGAAAAGGAGGAGCGCUUGUUGUCUGUACCACCACCUCGGGACAAGUUUGUGGAGGGUAUAAUCCCAAAGGAUGGGUAGGUUACGGCGAAGCUCGUGGUUCAAUUGCAGCAUUUUUAUUUGUCCGUAACAAGGACGGAACUUUCACCAAACUAAGGAAAGUUGGUGGGGCUGGGCUGGCACAAAUCGACAAUCCAGAAUCGGGACCUUCCUUUGGUGUCGAUUCUCUGGUUAUUCCACUCAAUCGAGAUAACAAAAAAUUGGCACGAAGCAAGCUGGGUUCAUAUUACGAGCGGUUCGAAGAUGGAACCAACUCGCUGUUUGUUAGUCAAGCGGCAGUGCAACUACGUGAUUUGAAAGUCUACCACGGCGUAUACAAAGAUGGAGAAUUCAUUCCUUUUUCCGAUGCUGAACCGUUCGCGCUAUCCUAG
Molecule: messenger RNA, 894 nt
Organism: Phaeodactylum tricornutum CCAP 1055/1
Lineage: Eukaryota; Bacillariophyta; Bacillariophyceae; Surirellales; Neidiaceae
Exons: 2
Coding region: 1-894 (297 amino acids)
Source: RefSeq, a predicted model, not a curated record